Branchiostoma belcheri (Belcher's lancelet) is the source of this 1311-nucleotide messenger RNA. RefSeq names its product solute carrier family 35 member G1-like. The transcript has 2 exons. Gene Ontology annotation, cellular component: membrane. NCBI's taxonomy places the organism in Eukaryota, Metazoa, Chordata, Leptocardii, Amphioxiformes, Branchiostomatidae. Bases 59 to 1201 code for a protein of 380 amino acids. The record is from RefSeq and is a predicted model, not a curated record.
GGGAAAUUCCAUCACCUGUUGCAGCCCCAAGACUGUUGCUAGAAGGUGUGCUGCUACCAUGAAGGACACAAUCCAAACAGAAUCAGAGACUGAACCUAAUGUUACAUCUGAAGAACCUGAAGUGCAGAAUGGUUCAAUUUGUCCUGAUCAUCACAUUUCCCAAAUAGAAGAGUUAGAGGAGGAGACAGAGACAUCUGAAUCUGUAAAUCUUAUAGAAGACAACAAUGUGACACUACAAGAGACCACUAUAAGCAAACCUGAUGUACCCAAACCAUGCUGUCCAGGGCUUGGCUUGUUUUACGCCUUUUGCUCCUGUUUCUUCUUCUCCUCAGCCUCUCUGUGUGUGAAGCUGAUAUCACAGGACAAUCCCAUGAAUCCCUUGGAGAUAACGUUAGUCCGUCACAUCAUCACCGGCCUGUGCCUCCUUCCGGCCAUGAUUUACUUCAAGGUGCCAAUCCUGGGGAGCCCGGGACAGAGAAUGAUCCUGACUGCGCGCGGACUUGCCGGCGCUACGGCGCUGUGUUUCUCGUACUACGCCAUCCAACAUAUGCCGCUGGCGGACGCCGCCGUCGUGAUCUUCAGUUCACCGAUUUUCACUGGGAUCUUCGGACGACUCUGUCUGAAGGAGCGCUACGGACCGUUUGACAUUCUGCUAACAUUCGUGACCUUUGCAGGAGUUGUGUUGAUCGCAAGGCCGCCAUUUCUUUUCGGAGGCAGUGACACAAGUUACGGAUCAGCAGAACACUUGUUAGCAACAGGAUCUGCAUUUCUGACCGCCAUGCUGAGUGCUUUAGCCUUUAUAGUGAUGAGGAAAAGUAGUGUGGGGCUUGGAAUCCACUACCUAGUCCAGAUCAUGUUUCUAUCAAUAAUCGGUGCACUCAUGUCUAUCAUAGUUCUAGCCAUUAUGAGGGGUUUUACUCUCCUACUAUGUGGUAAAGACAGGUAUUAUUUGAUAGCAGUGGGGCUGGGUGGUUUGGGAGGGCAGAUUUUCAUGACCAAAUCGUUCCUGUAUGAAAAAGCCCAUGCUGUAGCAGUGGUGAGGACAAUGGAUAUUGUAUUUGCGUUCAUUUUCCAGUAUCUGUUCCUUAACCAUGCACCGACAUGGCUGAGUGUGGGGGGAGCCUUACUUGUGGCUAGUGGAACUGUAGGACUGGCCACCAAAAAGUGGUACAUAUCUUCUCAAGUCAACAGUAACAAGUAAAUAGAUAAAGAUGUUUUGAACAUAGUUUAAGGCUUCUACUUCUCCUUUCUGUAGCUUCGAAAAUUAUGAAUAUCAAAGGGUGAAUGUGAAGAAAUUGCGAAAGAAAACAA